This is a messenger RNA of Enhydra lutris kenyoni (northern sea otter), 1978 nucleotides long. RefSeq names its product L3MBTL4, histone methyl-lysine binding protein (gene L3MBTL4). Lineage: Eukaryota; Metazoa; Chordata; Mammalia; Carnivora; Mustelidae. The transcript has 18 exons. Gene Ontology annotation, cellular component: nucleus. Gene Ontology annotation, molecular function: zinc ion binding; protein binding. The record is from RefSeq and is a predicted model, not a curated record. The coding region runs from base 131 to 1978 and encodes 615 amino acids. Gene Ontology annotation, biological process: regulation of DNA-templated transcription.
UUAUUUUCUCUGUUCCAGAUUUCUAUGCUAUGCCUUUUAUGACAAAAGUCCUCUCACCAAGAAUACUUCUGCCUUGACACUUGUGGACAGUCAGACCAUAAAAACACUGCUAAGGAGUGCUAAAGUGGCAAUGAAACAGCCCAACAGAAAGAGGAAGCUUAGUAUGGAUUCCAAAGAGCAUUUGAAUCAGGAUGGAUGCUUGGAGCAAGCUGAGGAAGAUAAGAAGCCCAGAGAUGGUGCCACCCCAUUGAGUCACGUUCCUUCAAUGGCUACACAGGAAGCAUGGUCGUGGGAGCAGUACUUGACAGAACAGAAGGCUAUAGCUGCACCCGUUGAACUGUUUUCCAAGGACCAAUCCUUUCCGGAGCAUGAAAAUGGUUUUCAGGUUGGAAUGAGAUUAGAAGGCAUUGACCCCCGACAUCCAUCUGUAUUCUGUGUGCUUUCUGUAGCUGAGGUGUGUGGUUACCGCCUCAGACUUCACUUUGAUGGUUAUUUAAGCUGCUAUGAUUUUUGGACCAAUGCCGGUUCCCCUGACAUUCAUCCAGUAGGGUGGUGUGAGAAGACCAAACAUGAAUUGCACAUCCCUAAGGGUUAUAGAAAAGAUAAAUUUGUUUGGAUGGAUUACUUGAAGGCCUGCAAAUUGCAAAAUGCUCCCAAGAAAUUAUUCAGAAACAGAAGUUCUAAUGGGCCAAUGCCUAAAGAAUUUCAGGUUGGAAUGAAGCUGGAGGCCGUCGACAGGAAGAACCCUUCCUUGGUGUGUGUGGCAACCAUAGCAGAUAUUGUUGAAGAUCGCUUACUAGUGCAUUUUGACAAUUGGGAUGAUAGUUACGAUUACUGGUGUGAUGUAAAUAGCCCUUAUGUUCAGCCAGUUGGUUGGUGUCAGGAGAACGGAAGAACUCUGAUAGCACCCCAAGGUUAUCCUGAUCCAGAAAAUUUUUCCUGGACAGAGUAUCUGGAAGCUACUCAAACGAAUGCCGUUCCUGCCAAAGUUUUUAAAAUGCGGACACCCCACGGUUUUCUGCCGAGCAUGAGACUUGAAGCAGUGGACAGAAGGAACCCCAGGCUCAUUCGCGUGGCUACAGUCAUCGAUGUGGAUGACCAGCGGGUAAAGGUUCAUUUCGAUGGCUGGGACCACAAAUAUGACUACUGGAUGGAUGCAGACAGCCCUGACAUUCACCCGAUUGGGUGGUGUGAUAUAACAGGGCAUCCACUGGAAAUCCCAUAUCGAGCAAAUGAUGUGAAAAUCCUUCCAGGGCAAGCUGUUUGUCCUACUCCAGGGUGCCGAGGAAUAGGCCAUAUCCGUGGUCCACGGUAUUCAGGACAUCACAGUGCUUUUGGCUGCCCGUAUUCAGACAUGAACCUGAAAAAGGAGGCAACUCUUCAUGAUCGUCUGAGAGAACAAACACAGGCAAAUUUGGAACCCGACUCUUCACAUUUGAAACCGAAGAACCUCUGUGGCUUGAACUUCAAUGGAAAACAUGAAAUGGUGAACAGUCAGCCCAGACUUGUACAGCAGGCAAAGUGUUUGAAAAUCAAAGGAAAAGAAGAUAUUGACUUGGAUAAUCUCUUCAGAGAAUACUCGGCUGAGCAGACACAGCAGGCGCUGCACCAGUCCAUCUUCAUGUCCUCAGUGUCAGCCCACCCCUUCCGGGACCUUCCCCUUGGCAGGGAGCAGCACUGCAAGCUCCUCCCGGGCGUGGCCAACAUCCAGGCCAGCGAGGUGGCCCGAUGGACAGUGGAUGAGGUGGCUGAAUUUGUACAGUCUCUCCUGGGCUGUGAGGAACAUGCCAAGUGCUUCAAGAAAGAGCAGAUCGAUGGCAAAGCCUUCCUGCUUCUGACGCAGACGGACAUCGUCAAGGUGAUGAAGAUCAAACUGGGUCCAGCACUGAAGAUUUAUAAUUCUAUCCUCAUGUUCAGGAAUUCCCAGGACCUCACUGAAGAAGAAGACUCUCUCUCAGGCCAAGAAGCCAGAGGAUAA